UGGUUGAAUGUUUGCACGUGCCAGCCACAAAAAUCGGAGCUUUAUGUCCCUCGCAGGUUUCCGUAGCUCAUGACGCGGGCGCGGACCAACGGUUUGUUCCUGGUGGGAAACUUGUACCUCCCCGCGGGAACCGUGUCGUGUGUCUUGACAACAAGCAAUGGCUCUGAACUAUCAGACAUCGACUCUGUCGCUAACUUUGCCGAUUUCCUGCCAAAUAUGCCUCGGAAAGGUCAGGCAGCCGGUCAUUUGUGCCAACUACCACGUGUUCUGUUCGUCCUGCAUGGAAGUGUGGUUAAAGAAAGCCGGCCAGUGUCCCACCUGCAGAGUCCCCAUCACAGCAGAGAGUCCAUGCAGAGAGAUCAUCGGAGGAACAAAUGAAGGCGAUCACAAUGACAACCCAUCCAUGAGAAAAUGUCUCCGUAAAACCAGAGGAGAGCUGCUUUUACGGGAGUAUGAGGAAGAGAUUGAAGGGCUUAUGAGAGAAAACGAGGAGCUGAAAAUCAAAACCCAAAGUCUGGAAACUCAGCUGAAGACGGCAUUGCAUCCUACCAGCAUAAAUACAGUGCAGCCAGAUGAAAAGAGAGUCCCUCAUGUUGUUGUAGAGGAGUGGAAGAACAAGCUGCAAGCUGCCACAGAUGUUUGUGAUCAAAUAAAGCAAGACAUGGAUAAGCUGAAAGAGGCAAAUAAGAUCUUGCGAUCUCAAAAUGUAGACCUUGUUCAAGAGAACAUGCGACUAAAAGCAGAGGUGGCCAGCAGAUCUCCUCAGAAGUUUGGCCGAUACACGGUUGCCGCCCUAGAAGCCAAGUGUCAGCUGUAUGAGCGUGACGUCGACCACUUAAAGCGGGCUCUGGAGCGCAGUGACCAGUACAUUGACGAGCUAGAGUCCCGACUCAGGAAGUGUGAAAACAGGAACCCUGAAGGACACGAGGCGUGUGGGACGGCCGCAGACGCUCUCACACAGCAACAGAGAUUAAACAUGAUGAUGAGAAGCUUAAGUGAUGAAGAAAGAAGGUUGAUCUGCAGCAAUCCAGAGGCAGAGUCUCAAACGUUUGCCAAAAACUCCAGUGUUUUGUUCAUGUCGUCAGGAACUCCCAAAGAGUCGAAGAAGAGCCUGACUGGAGAGCGGAAGAAGGAGAACCCUGAAAGCAUCUCCUCUGACUUCUCCCCUGCUACUCCUUCAUCUGCAUUCCAGUCUCUGACCUUGAGAAGCCCUGGCAUCCGUGAGAAGAAAGUCACAUUUAAACCUGUAUCUUAUCAAAAAAGACUUGAUUUUGAAGAAUUGUCUGGUUCUGGGAAGAUGAGCUCUGCCUUAGAGAGUAAAUUUGCCAGCCUUGAGAAGUUUCCAAAAGGAUCGAGCUCAAAUAUAACAGGGUCUCCAAAGUCGGUCUUCUGGGGUUGUUGGGAAAGACCUCAGGCCAACAAUCCAUCGUGUUCAGAUCCGAGUAAACAAAAUCCAGUCAAAGAAUCCCCAUCUGCAGGUCCAGCAGGUGAUGAGUCUGAUAGUUUUCAGAUGGCAUGUGAGGCUUCUAUGGAUGCAGCUUACCUGGACAAGAUCUCAGAGUUAGACUCCAUGAUGCUUGAUGGAGAGAGUUCCAGCAGCCGUGGAUCGCACCUCUCCUUAGGUUCCCCACCUCCUGCAGACUUAGACAGAACUCUUGUUGCAGAGUCACAAACCUGCACCGAUGUGCCAAGUUCUGGUGGCACAUGUCCAGCUGGAGAGCACAAGAACCUGGAUUCACGUGAUGUUAAAGACGACACCAAAACCAUCAAAGAGGCUUCUACAAGCUCUGUAGAGGAUGCUUUUGAUUCUCAGACCUCGAGUAGAAACGGCGCCAGGAAUGUUUCCAUUAGUUCCGAGCGAGGGUGGCCCUCUCAGAACGAAGAACUCUCUUUUGACUUGUUGUUUGACGCUACUGAUGACAUCAAGGCCGGCCCGUCUGGCUCCUUCAGCCCCGUAAGCCAACACCAAGAUCUUGAUCUUGCAUAUAAUCCGCCUUCGUCCACCGGGGAGAAGCCUGUGAGUUCAAGAGACAAACACGCACUGAAUGGCAGUCAACCAAUAAAGAGAAAGUCUCACAGUCCCUUUAAUACAAACAGUCCUACCAAACUUUCAAAGCUGAUGUGACGGAAUAGUUAACUCAUGCUUGUCAGGUUUCACUGGAAAAUUGUUAGAAACUUCAUUGGUUCAGAACAUUCUUGCAAUCGUGAUGCUAGGAACUUCCCGUUUGUCUUGUAUUUUCUUUUGUCUGUUUAGUUACUUAUUUUCUUGUUCAAAACUGUCAAAAAAAUCUUGUUUUUUGCUGGUUUACUCAUAAGUGAGUAGAAAUGAAGAAACCUUGAAGGUCAGCCUCAACAAUAUCUGGUACUUACACACAAAUCUUCUGUUUCUGUCGUUUCUGGCUCUUUGUCAGUUAUGUGUAUGCAGAUUGUUUGGACACAAAUGUGUCCAUUGUUAGUUACUGACAUGAAAAAUGAUGUUUUGUGUGUUAGGAAAUAAAGAAAUGCAGUAGAAAGUAUGAUCAAAAAUGAUUGUGAUUUCUUAAAUUAGUUGAAAUGGAUGACAUUUUCUCAAACCACUCCAGCAGAUGGUCUCCAAUGUUGUCACGAUUACUGACUGAGU
Oryzias melastigma (Indian medaka) is the source of this 2620-nucleotide messenger RNA. RefSeq names its product ORC ubiquitin ligase 1 (gene obi1). Gene Ontology annotation, molecular function: ubiquitin-protein transferase activity. The transcript is spliced from 6 exons. Gene Ontology annotation, biological process: protein monoubiquitination; regulation of DNA replication. The record is from RefSeq and is a predicted model, not a curated record. Lineage: Eukaryota; Metazoa; Chordata; Actinopteri; Beloniformes; Adrianichthyidae. The coding region runs from base 158 to 2125 and encodes 655 amino acids.